AUGACCAGCCGAAAUGUCCAUGUAUCCAAAAAUGAUGGCAAGAGACUCCAUGCCAUUUGUAGAGGCAAGGCAUGUGAAUGGUAUGUGUAUGCGAGAAAGAUCGAAACCCACAACAAUACCGAUUAUGUGGUAGUGAAUAUGCAGAGAGAUUAUGCUCACACGUGCUCGCAAGUGUUGGAUCAGAGAUGGCUCAUGGCCAAGUGGCUAACUGAGCGUUACAUGGAGAAAAUCAAAGCGAAUCCCCACAUUCCAUUGGCAUCUAUACGGCAGUGUGUGGAUGAGGAGUUCGGCCUGAAAGUUGGUAGGAUGAAGGCAUACCGCGCAAAAGACAGUGCCUUAGAAGGUAUCUUUGGCAAGGCCGGACUCCAAUACCGGAGACUCUUCGACUACAAAGCUGAAUUGGAACGGACACAUCCUGGUUCGAGUGUGCAUAUACACUAUGAAAACUUCAGGGAUCCUGAAGCUGACGGCCCGAGAUUCUUGAGGUUUUACUGUUUCCUCGGGCCGUUGAAAAGUGGCUGGAUGUAUUUUUGCCGUCCAAUUAUUUUCUUGGAUUCCUGUUUCUUGAGAGGUAUGUACCGCGGGCAACUUAUGACGGCCAUGGGAGUUGAUCCAAACAACGGUUGGUGGCCUAUUGCGUGGGCGGUAACUGAGGCUGAGAGCUAUGAUCAGUGGAAAUGGUUCCUCGGCUACCUAGCAGAGGACCUUCACAUACAUGAGAAUGCCUCAAGAUUUGUCUUCAUGUCUGAUCAGAAAAAGGGUCUUGCAAAAGCCAUCAUUGAGGAUUUCCCACAGAGUGAGCAUCGCUUAUGUGUUCAACACAUCUACAACAACUUCAAGAAGAGAUUCAUCAGGGAGAAUUUUAAGGAAAUAUUGUGGGAGCUUGCAUCGAGUACAACCCACGAACAGUACGUGGAGAGGAUGGAUGCGUUGCGGAUUAUAUAUCCCCAAGCGCAUCAAUACCUACUCGGUGUUGCUCCAAAAGAAAAAUGGGUGAAGACAUAUUUCUCUUCACAUGUUUGUUGUGAUGUUAUCCUCAACAAUAUCUGCGAGACCUUUAAUUCGAAGAUAGCAAUACCUCGCGAGUUGGCCAUUAUCACCAUGUUAGAGGAGAUCCGGACGAGUCAAAUGGAGAGGAUUCAGAUAAGAGGCCAGUGGAUCAAGACAUACGAUCACGCACUGCCGCCCGUUAUCAAAGAGAUCGUGGAUAAGUUGUACGUGAGGGCUUCUUCCUGGAGAUCAACAUGGAACGGAGAGGAUUCGUACCAAGUGUCGGGACCGUCAGACCAACCAAUCCCACUGGUACAAGGGCUAGCACACGUCGGUCUACGCGGCCAAACCAAGAGACCAAUCCCACUAGUACAAGGGCUAGAACCCGUUGCACCAGGGCUCAGCCGCAACGCUGUGGCCGUCGCGGGGAUCAGGAUUGAAUAA
Molecule: messenger RNA, 1434 nt
Organism: Salvia splendens (bonfire salvia)
Lineage: Eukaryota; Viridiplantae; Streptophyta; Magnoliopsida; Lamiales; Lamiaceae
Exons: 4
Coding region: 1-1434 (477 amino acids)
Source: RefSeq, a predicted model, not a curated record